CCUUCCCACAGCUGCCCAGCAAUGUUUGUCUCCACCCUUUAGAAGCCUGAAUUUAUUUUUGCUCAUUUCUUGCACGUGCACCUACCCUACUAGGCAAGGCUUCUUUUUGCUGCCUUCCCUCAUCUGAUGGGGAGUCUCUUUCAUGUAACUUAGAAAGAGUGCCUGGGGACUCUUGAGUUCUUCUAAAUUGUGAACCAGUAUUUUAUGCAAUCGAUAGGGCAAUUCAUGACUUUGGAGGUGCAAAGCAUAAAGAAGGGGGGGAAGUUUAACUUAGAAAAUAAUCUUUUUACUCUAAUAAUUGUUGCAGUGGUUCUAGUUGGGACAAUAGCUUGUAAAAAUACUGAAAAUAUUAAGAAACUGAAGAACUUUUUAGGUUAGAUGAGUACAGAUGAAACAACUGCCAUGUAUUAGGAAUCUAGAGUGCAGAUAUGUAGGGACAAAGAGUGAAGGGGAAAAGCUCAAUGUUUUUAAAUUUUUAAAGAGAAGUUACCAUGUAGCAUAUGCUGACACAUACAUCAUGAAUAAUUUAGGGUGUGGACAGUGGAGAGGGCAGCCAGCUGUACCUUCUGAGCCAGCUGCUGCUAACUGAUAAGCUCGUACAGAAGAGUUGCACUAGGAGGAAGUAGCAGUAAUCAUAGUUUGUGGUUACAAGAUUAUGGGUCAUUGCCGGGAAGCUGGAAGGAUAAACAGCAGAUCAGCAUCCUUGGCAGUAAGAGCACACAACAAAACAGAAGAGGUCUUGAAAAAUCUCCCAAGUUUAAACUGCCACCAAGAUGUUCACGAAACAGUGACUCCAGUCAUGCAGUCGCUUUCUUGUGUCUGCUAAGCUGCUCACUGUUAACUGUCAAAGCAGGUGGUGGCAGGAGGAAGCUUAGUUGUACCCUUCUGUCUUCCAAGUUACCCUUCGUGGCUAUGACCGGCUACAGAGGACUCCAAAAUCCUUUCUUACAGGCUGCUGUUGCCUUUGUGCCUCUCUGCAGUCCUAGUGGUGAUGAAACAGCUCUUCCAUGGAGUUGUGAUGCUUUUGGCAGCUAUCAAAGAGGCAGUUAUGAAACAGAGGACAGGCAUUAUGUUCAGGAGCUGCAGAGCUGCCAUACAGAUGUGCUGUACUAUCUCAAGGAUCCGUACUAUAGAUUUAAUGACAUGAUGUACAGAUGGAUCUCACUGGAUAACUGGACUUAUAGCAGGUCAUUCCAAACUCCUUUUGACAUCAGAAAGUGGCAGAAAGUGAAUUUGGUUUUUGAGGGAUUGGAUACAGUAUCAGAGAUCCUGAUGAACAAUAUAACUCUUGGGAGAACAGACAACAUGUUCAUCAGAUAUAGCUUUGAUAUUACCAGCGUGAUCAAGGAGGUCAAUUUUGUUGAAGUCCGUUUUUUAUCAGCCAUUUCAUAUGCAGCAGAGCAGAGCAGGUAUCACAAAGCAUACAGCAUCCCCCCAGCGUGCCCUCCACCUGUGCAGAAAGGAGAGUGCCAUGCUAAUUUCAUCAGAAAGGAACAGUGUUCAUUUAGUUGGGACUGGGGCCCUUCUUUUCCCACUCAAGGAAUCUGGAAAGAUGUUAGGAUUGAAGCCUAUAACCAUUAUAACCUGAUUUACUUUUCUGUGUCUUCUUUCUUUGUAAACAGUGCUCAGCUGUGGAGUCUUGAAAUUGAGUCUAUUUUUGAUGUAGUCAGCUCCAAGCCAGUUGCAGGUCUUGUGACUGUGAGCAUACCUGAACUGCAAACGCAGCAAACAUUCAGUGUGAAGCUUCAACCUGGAGAAGGCAGCAUUGUGCUGCUUGUAAACAUCAACAAGAGUUCUAUAGUGGAGGCUUGGUGGCCAAAUGGACAUGGAAAGCAAACCGGAUAUGACAUGAUAUCAACUUUCAUCUUGGAGCCAGGAUACCAGAUUGAGAAAUUUUCAAAGGCUUAUUUUCGGACAGUAGAACUUGUUCAGGAGCCUAUUCCUGGCUCACCAGGUCUGAGUUUCUACUUCAGAAUCAAUGGCCGACCCAUUUUCUUUAAGGGCUCGAACUGGAUUCCAGCAGAUUCUUUCCAGGAUAGAGUGACCAGUGACACAUUAUGGCUACUCUUGAAGUCUGCAACAGAUGCUAACAUGAAUGCACUACGAGUCUGGGGAGGAGGAGUCUAUGAACAAGAUGAAUUUUAUGAUAUUUGUGAUGAACUAGGAAUAAUGAUCUGGCAGGAUUUUAUGUUUGCAUGUGCACUAUAUCCAGCUGAUGGCAAUUAUUUAGAAUCUGUAAGAGCAGAAGUUUCUCAUCAGGUAAGACGUUUAAAAUCCCAUCCAUCCAUUAUUCUGUGGAGUGGUAACAAUGAAAAUGAAGCAGCAAUUGCAAGCAACUGGUUCUCCAUACCUUAUGCUGACAGGGAAGUCUAUAUCAAAGACUACGUGACGCUUUACGUGAAAAACAUCAGAGAAAUAGUUCUUACUGAAGAUAAGAGUCGUCCUUUUGUUGCAUCCAGUCCCACCAAUGGCUUGGAGUCAGUUAAAGAAGGUUGGCUCUCUCAGAAUCCUUAUGAUACCCACUAUGGUGACACUCACUUUUAUGACUACAGCAGUGACUGCUGGAAGUGGACAGUGUAUCCUAAAACUCGUUUUGCUUCAGAAUAUGGAUUUCAAUCCUGGCCUUCCUUCAGUACAAUUGAAAAGGUUUCCUCCACUGAGGACUGGUCCUACACAAGCAAUUUUUCUCUCCAUCGACAACACCAUGAAAAUGGCAACGAUCAGAUGCUUCAGCAGAUUGGGCUUAAUUUCAAGCUUCCCCGGAGCACAGAUCCCAUAAAGAAGUUCAAAGAUACAAUUUACCUGACUCAGAAACUGGCUCAACUGGGAGAAAGUGUAGCUGCAUGUUCUACCUUGGUUGGUCCCUUUCCCCAGCUGGGCCCGCUCAUGAAGCUGUCUGGGGAUGCAAGGGAGUGCUGGCCUUCCAUAAUACACCAUUGUUCCAAGUGCUGCACUGUUACUCCCUGUUUCAGGGUGAUGCAGGCUCAAUGUAUAAAGACUGAAACUGAAUUCUAUCGUUUUAGUCAAAGUGAAAUAAUCAAGGGAGAAGGACACACAAUGGGAGCUCUGUACUGGCAACUCAAUGACAUUUGGCAGGCACCUUCAUGGGCUUCCUUGGAGUAUGGUGGUAAGUGGAAACUGCUCCAUUAUUUUGCCCAGAACUUCUUUGCACCACUGCUGCCUGUGGCCUAUGAAGACAAAGGCUUGUUGAACAUUUACGGUGUCUCAGAUUUUCAUGUGGACCACCCGGUGACUUUGAGGAUCAUCGUGCACAGCUGGAGUUCUUUGGAGCCAGUCUGCACCCUUGCCGAAGACAAUGUGACUGUUAAAGCACAAAGUGCUGUCCCCAUCUACAAGGAGUCCAUAAGUGACUUGCUGGAAAGAUGUAGGAAUUGUACCAGGAAAAGCUGUGUUAUUACUUUCUGUCUUGUUGGAGAAGGUGGACUCCAGAGUCCUGUGAACCAUCACUUCCUUUCAUCUCUAAAGGAUGCUGUAGGAUUAGAAAAGCCCCAACUUAAUGCCUUUAUAUCUCAACAAGAUGACCUUUAUAUAUUUGUUCUUAAGACCACUGCAAUUGCUCCUUUUGUUUAUCUGGAUGUGGGAAGUAUAAAAGGCAGAUUCAGUGAUAAUGGUUUCCUCAUGACUGAAAAGAAGAAAGUGGUUGUGUUUUAUCCUUGGGAACCUACCAGUGUUGAAGAACUAGAAAAGUCACUAACCUUGACCUCUCUGGUGGAUGUUGACUGAGGAUAUGUCAUUUCCUCCUAGAUAAGGAGUGAAACAGAAAGAAGAAAAACUUCAAAUAAUUUGAGUAAAGUUGAAGCGUCGUACAAUUUGAACUGACUGAAUAGCAUACUGUCAAUUCCUAUUGUGUGAAUUUUAAGUGCUGGUUCAAUGUAAAAAUACCAACAGCAAAGCUUGUGUAUAAUAUAUGUGAUGCAUUGAAAGUGAAGCGUUCUCAGGUAAUGGAAAAAAUAUAUCCCAUAUCUAAAAUGGGAGGGGUGAGCUGGUGCAAGAGAGCUAGUCUGAGCUCUCAGGUUCUCAUGAAAUCAAUUAUUGGGUUGUGAAUACAUCCUAAGAGGCAACAGAAAUAUCUACCUCUAGACUAUGGUUGCAAAAAUCUGUAUUUUUUCCAGUUUCACUGUGCUGUAAAUGGAAAUUAAUUUUAGGACAGCAAGAAGGUAUACUGUAGGCAUGGGGGGGGGGGAAGAGCAGGCAGUGAAGCUGGUAUGACUUCCACAGAUACGCUCUCACUCCACUUGGAGUGGGUUGAACUAUCUACAGCCAGAUCAAGAGACCAGUACUCCUGUACUUGGAGAUCUACAGCUGUUAGUCUGUUGGGUGUCCUGUCUGCCUCCUGCAAGGUAUGCUUCCAAACAGACAUGGAACCUGGGCUGCCUAGUCAGAUAUCAGGCAGUUCUGUUUCCCCUUCUGAAAGGGGAAUUGAGUCCAGGACUUGUUUUCUUCUCUCUUCAUAUGCAACAUCGAACAAUAACCUUGAGAGCUCUACAUCUAGCUUUGUCUCUUCCCAGAGGGCUGCAGGUGCAGUCAGAAACCUUUUGCUGUUGCAUGGGAUCCUGUACAAGAUAUGCCUGGCCAUGGGAAAAGGAAUGGGGUGAAGAGUUGACAAAGGUGCAAAGAGAAGGGAGGCAGUACAGAGAAGAAAUGGUCAGGAGAGGACCACAGAGUUAAAAGUGACUUAUUUUUCACUAGUAGGUGCAUAGUGCAGGGGCUGCUGUUCUCACUCAAGACAUUUCUGCUCAGCCGUUCUGCUACCUUCUCGUAUUCCUGUGUUGCUGUGUGCUCCACACUGAUACUCCUGUCCUUCCAGAGGAGGAAUUGACCUAGCUUUAUCAGGCAAAUUACAUCAUAAUUCUGAUGUGGGUUUUGGGUUUUGUGUGUGCAUGCUACCUUUUAAAAUAUGGACAUUAACAAAGGAAAACCUCAUCAUCUAAAUUUUGCUUCUUUGAUGAGCAUGACAACUCAUGGUAUAGAAUAGCCCCUUGGUCAGCUGGGGUCAGCUGGCCCAGUUAUGUCCCCUCCCAGCUUCUUGUACACCCCCAUCAACUCCCUGGUAGGGUGGGGUGAGAAGCAGAAAAGGCCUUGAUCUUUGUAAGCUCUGCUCAGCAGUCACUAAAUAAUCUGUGCAUUAUCAGCACUCUUUUCAGCACAAACCCAAAACAUAGCCCCAUACUAGAUGCUAUGAAGAAAAUUAACUCUAUCCCAGCCAAAACCAGCACACUGGAGUUUGCAAAGAUAAUCUUACUGUUCAAGCAAGUAUUAAUUUUACUGCAGAGCACCCAGCAGAAUCCCCACUUUACUGCAGAAGGUGUUUGAACAAGCUCUACUGGUGGUGUCCACUGUCCUAGAAAAGCACCAUGUGGCUGAUGGUUGCUGGUGGUGCUGAGGAUCUGGAGCAUGUGUGGGGAGGGCAGCUGAGUGUCCCGCCGGUUAGUUAGAGAAGUUGGAACUGAGGGUUGUUCUUUUGUAGUGAUCACAGUUUUGAUGGUCCCAUUGACCGAUGCUUGGCAAUCUCUGGUACUUCUGGAAUUGGGUGCUAACCAAAACCAACAUACUCCUGAGCAAAAGGAAAAACUUAAAGAUGAAAGGAAAAUGAUACAUGGAAGGUGCUUACAAGUGCUUUAUUAGGUAUCAAAACAGCUAACUGCAGUUGCAUAGGAGGGCUUUUCUGAUUCAAAAUUUGUCUUAGUUGAAAGAAAACAUGAAAGUAAUCAAAAUGUAUAUGUGCCCAUGUUUACAGAUUCUAUAAAAUAAACAGGGAAAAUUAUAGUAAUUAAUAAAACUUGAAAGUUAGAAAAUGCAGACGUUGAUAAAGGAAUUUAAAAGAUAUCAGGGAGGCAUCCUGGGCCAACAGUACAGGAAAAAUCUUAGUUUUUUGUGUGUCCUGGAAUUGGAGUGGGAUGAAAGCAGCAAUCUAAGUCAAUCUAAGGUAAGGAUGGAAAAGUGGAGAAAAUUUGGAAUAAAUAUGAUUAAUAAAUAUUACUACAGUGUAUUAUAAAAAGGGCAGUUUGGUUUAUGUCUUUCUCUGACCUUGAUGUGGAAAUGUCUCUUCCAGCAGCAUCGAGGUAGAAUUUCAAAAUUAACAAAUAAUGUUAAAUAAAUAACAUUUUGACAAUUUUUUCAAAGCAAAUAAAGAUGACUUCUGAAGGCAAA
Apus apus (common swift) is the source of this 6171-nucleotide messenger RNA. It is a transcript of the gene MANBA, whose product is annotated as mannosidase beta. The record is from RefSeq and is a predicted model, not a curated record. The transcript has 20 exons. Gene Ontology annotation, biological process: carbohydrate metabolic process; glycoprotein catabolic process. Gene Ontology annotation, molecular function: beta-mannosidase activity. NCBI's taxonomy places the organism in Eukaryota, Metazoa, Chordata, Aves, Apodiformes, Apodidae. Bases 913 to 3744 code for a protein of 943 amino acids.